AAGUGAGGAUGACUUGGUUUUUGAAGCAAAAGUGAAAGCAACUCUUCAGAUUGCUUUGUCAGCCCAGUGGAGAAGACCGUUUCUAUUUUUCUGGGAGAAGAUGGCUGCUACAUCGAGUCAAUCUGCCACCUCAUUCCAUGAUGAGGGUGUGGAUGCUGAUCAGGCCAGUGCCCUGAGGAUUGUCCUGGUUGGGAAAACUGGAAAUGGGAAAAGUGCAACAGGGAAUACCAUCCUUGGGAAGAAAGUUUUUGAAUCUAAAAUUGCGCCACAUGCUGUGACCAAGAACUGUGAAAAAGCAGUUGGAACCUGGAAAGGGAGAGACCUUAUAAUCAUUGACACACCUGGGCUGUUUGACACAAAGGAAAACCUAGAAACCACUUGCAAUGAGAUCAGUCGCUGUGUCAUCUAUUCCUGUCCAGGGCCACAUGCCAUCAUUCUGGUUCAACAACUGAAUCGAUACACUGAUGAAGCAAAACAGACUGUCUCUUUGAUUAAGGCACUCUUUGGGGAAGCAGCCACAAACUACAUGGUCAUCUUGUUCACUCGGAAAGAGGACUUGGAAAAUACACUAGAGGGCUUUCUGGAGGAAGCUGAUGAGAGCAUGCAAAGUCUUGUCCGAGAGUGUAAUAGAAGGUAUUGUGCUUUUAGUAACAAAGCUGAGGGCAAUGAAAGAGAAGUCCAAGUGAAUAAGCUGCUAGCCAUAAUUGAGAAAAUGGUGCAGGAUAAUGAGGGGAAAUAUUUUUCAGAAAAAAUAUACCAGAAAGCUCAUGAGUCAUUGAAAAAUAGGAGAAAGGCCCUGAGGGAAAUCUAUGCCCAACAAAAAGAAAAUGAUCUGCGAAUUAUAGAAUUAGAGUAUGCUAACAUUGUUCCUCUGACAAAAGAGAGAAAAAGACAAAAGAAAGAAAAAAAAACAAAGGUAAAGAAGGAAUAUGAAGAAAAAAUUAAAAAUAUAAACAAAGAAGCUGAGAAGUGUGUAUUUGAACUAAUAUUUCAGUUCAUUAAGGAUCUGAUUUCUAAAAUUCCUGGUUGGUUCAGGAAAUGAUGGUCCACCUGGUUUGUUUGUUUUAUUUUUCAUUAAUUUCUCAGUGGAUGGGGGAGGGAAUGGGAAGGAAAGAGAAGUUUGGAAC
Molecule: messenger RNA, 1127 nt
Organism: Vombatus ursinus (common wombat)
Lineage: Eukaryota; Metazoa; Chordata; Mammalia; Diprotodontia; Vombatidae
Product: GTPase IMAP family member 7-like
Exons: 3
Coding region: 101-1042 (313 amino acids)
Molecular function (GO): GTP binding
Source: RefSeq, a predicted model, not a curated record